CGGAGACGCGCGCUGGCUGCUUGGCUGGACGGCUGCAUGCGCUGUCCCUUUCAGCACCGAAAACCCGAGGCGCGUGCAUCUAUGAGUGGGACGCGAAGGAGCGAGGAUCACUCAAUCAAGUCACGGAAAAGCAGGGUCUGCUGAAGAUGUGAGUUCAGGAUUACAAUCGCUGCAGCUGCACUCGCUGCCACCGUCUCCUCUCUCUCUCUCUCUCUCUCUCUCUCUCUCUCUCUCUCUCUCUCUCUCUCUCUCUCUCUCUCUCUCUCUCUCUCUCUCUCCUCUAUCUCCUCUACUGGGACAUGCAUGCCUCAUGGGCCUGGGACAUCUUAGAGCUGCCUGCUAACUCCUCCCCCGGGGCACUGACGCUCUUUCACCCAUGAUCCCGCCCACAAACUCCACAGUAACUCCUCAGUAACUCCUCCCACAACCGCCACUCAACUGUUACCAUGGCGUUGCCGGAAUCCCAACGCCUUCCUUCCUUCCUCGCCACACGCCACUUCCUUCUCCACUUCCUUGCCUCAUGUUCCUGGUUCCUCCCUCUGGCCUCUCCUCAGCGAAUCACGGACCCCGCCAUUGGUACUGCGCCCAAUCAGGAGUACGCUCACUCCAUCCGAUUGGAAGGCGACAUCAUCCUGGGUGGCCUGUUCCCGGUGCACUCCCGGGGGGGCGGUGGCAUGCCCUGCGGGGAACUGAAGAAGGAGAAAGGGAUCCAUCGUCUUGAGGCCAUGAUGUUUGCCAUCGACCUGAUCAACAAGGACACGGAGCUGCUCCCCAACAUCACCCUGGGGGCCCGGAUCCUGGACACCUGCUCCAGAGACACCUACGCCCUGGAGCAGUCGCUGACCUUUGUCCAGGCCCUCAUCGAGAAGGACGGCUCGGAUGUACGCUGUGCCAAUGGCGACCUGCCCAUCUUCGCCAAGCCUGAUAAGAUCGUGGGGGUGAUCGGGGCGGCGGCCAGCUCCGUGUCCAUCAUGGUUGCCAAUAUACUGAGGCUGUUCAAGAUCCCUCAGAUCAGCUAUGCGUCCACGGCCCCAGAGCUCAGUGACAACACGAGGUAUGACUUUUUCUCCCGCGUCGUACCUCCGGACUCCUACCAGGCCCAGGCAAUGAUGGACAUCGUCACGGCGAUGGGAUGGAACUACGUGUCCACGCUCGCCUCCGAGGGGAACUACGGCGAGAGCGGUGUCGAGGCCUUCGUACAGAUCUCCCGGGAAACAGGUGGGGUGUGUAUAGCCCAGUCUCUGAAGAUCCCGCGUGAACCCAAGCCAGGGGAGUUUGAUAAGAUCAUCAUACGUCUGCUGGAGACUUCCAACGCCAGGGCUGUCAUUAUGUUCGCCAACGAGGACGACAUACGGCGUAUCCUGGACGCGGCCAAGCACAACAACCAGACUGGUCACUUCCUGUGGGUGGGGUCAGACAGCUGGGGCUCCAAGAUCUCUCCUGUGAUUGGCCAGGAGCGGGUGGCUGAGGGAGCCGUUACCAUCCUGCCCAAACGAGCCUCCGUUGACGCGUUUGACCGUUACUUCCGGAGCCGCUCUCUGUCCAACAACAGGAGGAACGUGUGGUUCGCUGAGUUCUGGGAGGAGAACUUCGGCUGCAAGCUGGGGAUGCAUGGCAAGCGCCCCGGAAGCCCCAAGAAAUGCACAGGUCUGGAGAAGGUUGGUCGGGACUCGAGCUACGAGCAGGAGGGGAAGGUGCAGUUUGUGAUGGAUGCCGUGUAUGCUAUGGCCCAUGCCCUGCACCGGAUGCACCGGGAACUCUGCUAUGGAUACCCAGGCCUGUGCCCAAAGAUGGCCAACAUCGAUGGCAAGGAACUACUCAGCCAUAUCAGAGCUGUCAACUUUAAUGUGUCCUCCAUGAGCCAUGAUCCAUCCUCUCUGAGAGCAGUCCUCCCACAGAGAAGUGCCGGUACUCCAGUGGUGUUCAAUGAGAACGGCGACGCCCCUGGACGGUACGACAUCUUCCAGUACCAGAGCACCAACCGCUCUACCAGAGAGUACAAGGUCAUAGGCACCUGGACCAACAAACUACACCUAAAUGUAGAGGCCAUGCAGUGGCGGGCAGGCGACCCGUCCCUCCCGGCGUCUGUGUGCAGCGUGCCCUGCCGGAUGGGUGAAAGGAAGAAGAUUGUGAAGGGUGUGCCGUGCUGCUGGCACUGCGAGCGCUGCGAGGGCUAUCACUUCCAGGCCAGCGAGUUCAGCUGUGAACUCUGUCCCUACGAACAGCGUCCUGACGCCAACCGAACGGGCUGCCAGAACAUCCCCAUCAUCAAGCUGGAGUGGCACUCGCCCUGGGCCGUCAUUCCCGUCUUUAUCUCAAUGCUAGGCAUCAUCGCCACCACCUUCGUUAUUGUGACCUUCGUCCGCUACAACGAAACGCCCAUCGUCAGGGCUUCCGGCCGUGAGAUGAGCUACGUGCUGUUGACGGGCAUUUUCCUGUGUUAUGCAAUCACCUUCCUGAUGAUCGCCGCGCCUGACGUGGUCGUGUGUUCCUUCAGGAGGAUCUUUCUGGGUCUGGGGAUGUGCUUCAGCUACGCGGCCCUCCUCACCAAGACCAACCGCAUCCACCGCAUCUUCGAGCAGGGGAAGAAGUCGGUCAGCGCCCCCCGGUUCAUCUCCCCGGCCUCCCAGCUGGUCAUCACCUUCUCCCUGAUCUCAGUGCAGCUCCUGGGGGUGUUUGUAUGGUUUGCCGUGGACCCGCCACACACCUUCGUGGACUACGGCGAGCAGCGGACCCAGGACCCGGCGGCGGCUCGCGGCGUGCUGAAGUGUGACAUCUCCGACCUGUCCCUGAUCUGCUCCUUGGGCUACUCCAUCCUACUGAUGGUCACAUGCACUGUUUACGCCAUCAAGACCAGGGGAGUGCCGGAGACCUUCAACGAGGCCAAGCCAAUUGGAUUUACCAUGUACACUACCUGCAUAAUCUGGCUGGCGUUUAUCCCCAUCUUCUUCGGGACGGCACAGUCGGCGGAGAGGAUGUACAUCCAGACCACCACCCUGACUAUCUCGCUCAGCCUCAGCGCCUCUGUCUCUCUGGGGAUGUUGUACAUGCCCAAGGUCUACGUCAUCAUCUUCCACCCGGAGCAGAACAUCCCCAAACGUAAACGCAGCUUCAAGGCCAUAGUCACCGCCGCCACCAUGUCAGGAAAGCUGCAGAAGGGAGGCGACCGGCCCAACGGAGAGGUCAAGACGGAGCUGUGUGAGAGCAUGGAGACCAACAGUGACUUCAUCAACUAAGACAACAUAUGUCAGCUACAGUAAUCAUGCCAUCUGAACAUCUGAACAGCACCAAAGUGGAGGGAGGUUUCCCAGGGGCGAGAACAGCUGAGGGAAGGAGCUGUCACUCAGACCGACAGAUGACGGCCUGAUGGACGUAAAGACGGACAGACAGAUGGAACUCCCACCACCACCGCUAACCAAGCAUGAGACAUUUUAUAUUGUUCUGACAGCAUCAAACCGACACAAACCACCAGAGAGGCGGGACCACAAAGACCAACCACCAAUCAGUGGGCCCCGUUCGCUCUCUUCCUGUAAAUCACAGCACAACGGUCCUGCCAUAAACUUUGAACUAACCGUGGAAAAAAGAGACUUAACGGUUUUAAAAAAAAUAAUCCCCUGCAGGCUCUAUGGUCCAGAGAAAAAAAUGAAGAAAAAAGAAGAAAAAGAUAAAACAACAUGGUGUAAAAGUUAUACACAAGGGAGAUGUAUAUGGGAGAUAAAAAGUCAUUAAAAAGAGUUUUAAAAAAAUUAAAUAUUUAAAAGAGAAAAUAGAAUAAACUAUGAGAAUCGACCAUUAUGUUUAUUGUUAUUCUACUUGUAAGUAUUUUUGUGGUUGUGAAGAUUUUUUCAUUCUUGUCCCAUCUGUCGUGCGACCUUGCAUACUCAGAAAGUUUGUCUCUUGUAUCGAUUGGCUAACUGGAUGGGUAGCCCUGGCUUGUGAAUCUGUAAAUGCCCUGGUUGAAGCAUGCCAGUUUUUAUACAAAUGAUUUAUUUAUAAUAAAGGAAUGUUUUGCAAAUGUG
Messenger RNA from Oncorhynchus mykiss (rainbow trout), 4019 nucleotides. RefSeq names its product metabotropic glutamate receptor 8. Lineage: Eukaryota; Metazoa; Chordata; Actinopteri; Salmoniformes; Salmonidae. Gene Ontology annotation, cellular component: membrane. The record is from RefSeq and is a predicted model, not a curated record. Gene Ontology annotation, biological process: G protein-coupled receptor signaling pathway. Gene Ontology annotation, molecular function: G protein-coupled receptor activity.